Molecule: messenger RNA, 1120 nt
Organism: Pecten maximus
Lineage: Eukaryota; Metazoa; Mollusca; Bivalvia; Pectinida; Pectinidae
Exons: 3
Coding region: 404-916 (170 amino acids)
Source: RefSeq, a predicted model, not a curated record
AAAUGAUAUGAGGUAGAGCCCCACUCCGAGGAGGAAGAAUAAACAAUGUUGCUUGGAAGACGGAGGACCGCCCGUUUUUGUACAUACGGUGGUGUGCUGGUGACUGUCUUCUUCCUAUUCAUUUUGCUCCAAGUUCUGGUUUCACGAGACGAGGACUUGAAUCACUUUGUGUCCGUUGGCAGUUCUAGAACAUUUGCUUCUGACGCGGAACUUUCCGUUCUGGAUUACCCAGCUGGUGAUCAGAGGUUGAUCAACUAUGUCCGCGACAUUCUAAUUAAGCCUUAUCAUCGGACAGCACCAGGGGAGCAAUAUAACUUCACAGAGAAUAAACCCAAUUCAGACUAUUCUAGAGGACAAAGCAAGAUAAUUGAUGAACAUCUUAUGAAAAAGAAUUUCGGCUUUUAUGUUGAUGUUGGUGCUGGAAAUGGGAGAAAGUCAAUCUGUCACCUUAUUUUUCGAGAAAGAGAGAAACUAUAACGGCCUCCUGAUAGAGCCAUACCCAGGUCGAUAUCAAACCCUACUGACAAAACACAGAAAGGCACAUACAUUACAAGCAUGUCUGAGGACAAAUAGGACGGGUAGUCUUAAGGAGUACCUCGCUGUCAAACAAAGACAAUCCUCCAUCGUCCCCUGUCUCUGGAUGGAAACCAUACUUGCUGCGACGGAACAGAAGGUUAUUGACAUCCUCAGCAUUAACGUUCGAGAAGAGGAAUUGGAUAUAAUUCACGCCAUUCCGUUUGACAAAGUCGACAUUAGAGUGGUUUCCAUUGAGUUUUCACAUAACAGUGGCGCUUAUGUAGAUGCAAUAAAAUUCAUGUCAAACAUUAACUAUGUAGCUCUUCAUCAAUUUGUAUAUCACCCAUGGAAUAAAGUCGACUUUGUUUUUGCGAAAAAUUCAAAAGUGAAAAAAAGUUAAUGAUCUUUACAGAUGUAUAAUAAUUAUGAUACAUGUAGUUACUUGUCAGGCAUAUAUGUUUAACCGAUUGUUUACAUUGUUCAAUAGACUGAUGCUUAUGUAAAAGCAUUGAAUAUAUAUAGAGAAUACAUGGUCAGUGUCUUAAAAUAUACGCUGUAUUUUUGGCUCGGGACAGAAAGGCAAAAGUGGCUCGCCGUAUCCUGC